UUUUUUUUUUUUUUUUUUUUUUUUUUUUUUUUUGUACGCCGCCUCCUUGAAGCCAGUAGCAGCAAGGAAAAUAAGCUGAGGACAGAGAAAUAAGACGGAGAUGAGUUAUUACCAAACCAAGGGAGAAUUUCCAUCUUAAAAGCCACUACAAGAAAGAAAGAUAUAAAAGCUGAUUCUUCUUGAGGCUGCUCUCCUGCUUUGUCUGUCCUGUUCUAAUCUUAGUGGGUGAUGUCCCAGCAGCUCUAACCCUCAGGCUUCGGUACCUCACUAGUUAACAGGCAGGAAGCAUUUGAAAGCAGUCAUGGAUGACUAUGAUAUCAGGUCUGCUGCCAGCAUUUUAGCAUCUGUUAAAGAGCAAGAAGCUCGUUUCGAGCGGCUGACCCGCGCACUUGAGGAAGAGCGGCGCAAUGUCUCCUUGCAACUCGAGCGUGCCAAUCAGCCCGCAGACCGAAUGAGCAUUUGCAACAUUGGCAAUGGUCAGCCUCUGGCAACCGCCUGGCAGCAGCUCGUACUGCAGGAACAAAGCCCCAGUAACCAGACUUCAAUAGCAAUGAUGCAAGAGCCUCAAGAAAUGGUGGAAGAGACAGUUACUGUGGAGGAAGACCCAGGCACUCCCACUUCCCAUGUUUCUAUUGUCACUUCUGAAGAUGGAACCACAAGGAGAACUGAAACCAAGGUUACCAAGAUGGUGAAGACCGUCACCACGCGGACGGUGCGGCAGGUGCCGCUGGGGCCGGACGGGUUGCCCGCCAUGGACAGCUCCUCGCCCAUGGGCAGCUACACAGACUCCAUUGACAGGCGGUACCUGAAGAACGGCGAGCGCUUCAUCACCCCCCAGGCCUCGUCCACCCUGAGCCGACCCUACAACAGCUACAACGACUCGUACCCCGAGAGCCAUGAGGGCCAGUACCGCCCCUACAUCGGCCACGACGGCUACGGAGACCUCUCGGACAGCUACGGCAGCUUGUCCCGGGGCGUGGGCUACCGGCCGCGCUAUGCCUACGUGCCGGGGGGCACCUACCGGCCCGACGAGGGCAGCUUCACCCUGCCCAGCAGGAGGGACACCUACGGCCCUGUGGCCCAGCCGCAGGUCCCGGUGGGCAGCAGCGUUGACCUGAACCGCUCUCAGCCCGAGCGCUUCCAGCCCGAGCCCUACGGGCUGGAGGAUGACAACCGCAGCCUCGGAGUGGAUGAUGAGGGCUAUGAACUGGAUCCUGAUUACUCCACGGUCAACAGGAGGACGUCUGCAGGUGUGCCAGAGAGAGGGAGACCUCACAAAGGAAGGGGCUACGAUGACCCCAUCGAGCCGGAGAUGGUGGAGGAGCGGCUGCCGUACCUGCACGGGGGCUACGCGGCACCGCUGGCGCAGCCCGAGCGCGGCAGCAUGGCCAGCAUCGACCGGCUGGGCAAGCGCUCGCCCUCCAUCGACAGCAUCCGCAAGGACCCGCGCUGGCGGGACCCCGACCUGCCCGAGGUCAUCGCCAUGCUCAGCCACCCCAUUGACCCCGUCAAGUCCAACGCCGCCGCCUACCUGCAGCACCUGUGCUACGAGAACGACAAAAUCAAAAAGGACGUCCGGCACCUCAAGGGCAUCCCCAUCCUGGUGGGGCUGCUGGACCAUCCCAAGCCUGAGGUCCAUCGCAAGGCCUGCGGGGCCCUCAGGAACAUCUCCUAUGGGAAGGAUAACGAGAACAAAGUGGCUAUAAAGAACUGUGAUGGGAUCCCUGCAUUGAUCAGGCUGUUGAGAAAAACAAAUGACAUGGAAGUCAGAGAGCUAAUUACAGGCACCCUGUGGAAUUUGUCCUCCUACGAGCCCCUGAAGAUGGUCAUCAUCAACCACGGUCUGCAGACGCUGACCAACGAGGUGAUCAUCCCGCACUCGGGCUGGGAGAGCGAGCCCAACGAGGACUCCAAGCCGCGCGACGCCGAGUGGAGCACGGUGUUCAAGAACACCUCUGGCUGCUUGCGGAAUGUAAGUUCAGAUGGAGCAGAAGCACGCAGAAGACUGAGAGAGUGUGAUGGCCUGGUGGAUGCCCUCCUUCACGCUUUGCAGUCUGCGGUUGGCAAGAAGGACACGGACAAUAAGUCUGUGGAGAACUGUGUGUGCAUCAUGCGGAACCUUUCCUAUCACGUCCACAAAGAGGUCCCUGGAGCUGAUAAGUACCAAGAACUAGAUGCUGGUCAGACUACAGGCACAGGAAGCUCCCAGAAGAAGAAGAAAGAUGAUGCUGGUUGUUUUGGUGGAAAAAAAGCUAAAGAGGAGUGGUUCAAUCAAGGAAAGAAGAAUGGAGAUUUGGACAGGAAUUUUGAUACACUUGAUUUGCCUAAGCGGUCUGAAGCAGCAAAAGGCUUUGAAUUACUGUACCAGCCAGAUGUGGUCCGACUGUACCUCUCCAUCCUCACGGAAAGUCAGAACUUCAACACUCUGGAAGCUGCAGCAGGAGCUUUGCAGAACCUUAGUGCUGGCAACUGGACGUGGUCCACGUACAUCCGUGCGACGGUGCGGAAGGAGCGGGGGCUGCCCGUGCUCGUGGAGCUGCUCCAGUCUGACUCGGACAAGGUGGUGAGGGCUGUGUCCAUCGCCCUGAGAAACCUCUCCAUGGAUCGCCGCAAUAAGGAUCUCAUAGGUAGUUAUGCCAUGGGUGAGCUGGUAAGAAAUUUGCCCAGCAAACAGCAGAGAUCUGCAAAGAACCUGGAAGAGGAUACAGUGGUUGCAGUGUUGAAUACCAUCCAUGAAAUCAUUACUGACAGCUCAGAAAAUGCAAGGUCUCUGAUCCAGACACAGGGCAUUCAGAAGCUGGUAGCUAUCAGCAAGUCAAGCCAGUCUCCCAGAGAAACAAAAGCAGCAUCUCACAUUCUUCAGAUGAUCUGGAGCUAUAAAGAGCUACGAAAUGCCCUUCAGAAGGAUGGAUGGAACAAGUCACACUUUCAGUCUGUUUCUGCAGCUCCAAAGGGCUCCAAAGGUACUGCUGGCAGAUCUGGCUACGACGACAGCACUUUGCCUCUGGUGGAUAAAAGUCAAGAUAAUGAGAAGUCUGGGAGUCGUGAUAUGAUACCUAUGGAUGAACUUGGCCCAGAUGGAUAUUCCACCAUCGACCACCGGGACAAGGAGCGCAAGUAUAAGACCAGUGAUAACACAGGAGAUGCCUCCGAGAAGGAACCUUUAAAAAAUGACACAAAUAGGAAAAACAUUAACAGGAGUAACAGGGCUUCGGUGAAUCUGGUGGAUGCCCGUGACAUUAAACCCCAGCCUGUUGACUCCUGGGUCUAAUUUGCAUGCAUGGGCUAAAGUCCAACCACAUUUUUUUUAAUUGAGGGGGAGAAACAAACAUUGAAUCGACCCAGAGGAUCUCAUCAGUCACCACUGCCAUUCAGACUGGGAGGGCUGCAGGUCCCAGGAGGGCGUGGGGAGCGAACCCACCCGAGUGCCAUCGCCGAGCGGAGCACGAUGCCUUACAGCGAGACACUCUGCUGCUUAACUCCCUGACAUUCCCACCAGAAACAGCCACCGCCUCCC
Messenger RNA from Ficedula albicollis (Collared flycatcher), 3517 nucleotides. RefSeq names its product armadillo repeat gene deleted in velocardiofacial syndrome (gene ARVCF). Lineage: Eukaryota; Metazoa; Chordata; Aves; Passeriformes; Muscicapidae. Gene Ontology annotation, molecular function: cadherin binding. Gene Ontology annotation, cellular component: plasma membrane; cytoplasm; nucleus. The coding region runs from base 302 to 3271 and encodes 989 amino acids. Gene Ontology annotation, biological process: cell-cell adhesion; cell-cell junction assembly. The record is from RefSeq and is a predicted model, not a curated record. The transcript is spliced from 22 exons.